Molecule: messenger RNA, 5709 nt
Organism: Lytechinus variegatus (green sea urchin)
Lineage: Eukaryota; Metazoa; Echinodermata; Echinoidea; Temnopleuroida; Toxopneustidae
Product: cell death protein 3-like
Exons: 11
Coding region: 222-1763 (513 amino acids)
Biological process (GO): proteolysis
Molecular function (GO): cysteine-type endopeptidase activity
Source: RefSeq, a predicted model, not a curated record
CCCGGAACUCAUUUAUUUUGGAUGACGUACGUGACGGAAUACCGGCGGAUGACUGGAAUCACAUGUGUUCUUUGGAAGAAUUCAAUCAAUCAAGUUCAACAAAAGACCAGGAUUCAGCUACCUAGCUGCCACUCAAUGCUCCAAGGCCAAGCUGUGCCAGUGCUCAGCUCUGUUGCACACAGUUCAGUGCAUGGAACACCAUUUGAAGUAAAUCAGGAGAGAUGGCCAUAGGGCAAGAAAGAGCUGAGGAAAUCCAGCGAAAAUUAUUCAAAGAUAUUUGCAAUGAAGUAACAGACCGAGAACUGGAUCUUAUAAAACAGGAACUUAAACAAAAAGCCUUUGGUGGAUUCAAAUCUGGUGAAAUUGAAAGGGAGCUGAAAACAACAAAUGAUAUUUUAGAAAAAUUAAAGAGAAAAGGUUUGAUUAAAAUUGGUGAUUAUGGAAUAUUACGUAAGCUUGCAGGAGCUAUAGAGUCACAGCCUCUACUGGAUUAUGUAGCUGAAGCAGAGAACUCAUUGGCUGCAAUACACUGGCCUGUGAAGCAGCCAAAAACCGAUCCAUCUCCAAGCCCAAUGCCUGGAGCAGUAGGCUAUGGAGCAUAUGGUGGACACCAUGCCCAGUUCCCAGUGCAAAAUACCCGUCCUCCACCCCCCUACCAUCAUUAUGAUGACCCUCAACCCUACCAGCCUACAAUGGGACCUCCUCAGCAUCAGGCUCCUCGUCGCCAGCAGCACCGUCAAUACCAAGAUAGCCCCACGUUAACACGUCAUCAGCAGCCUGGCGCACCUAUCCAACAGAAUCCUUAUCAACAGGGUGGUGUAGCGCCCUCUCAGUUGACCCAACCUACAACCGAUCCCCACUAUUCUCACCAAGAUGGUGGGAGCAGUAGGGGAAGGCGGGCCGAGAUGCAAUUAAGAUCAGGCUCAUCCUCAAGCAGAAGCAUUGAUGACGUAUUCUUGCCAGAACGACGAAAUAUUCCGUUUGAUAAUCGCACCGAGUAUGAGCCAGGAAAGGGGUAUGUUCUCUUCAUCAACAACAUGUUCACCAGGCAACCAGAUUACCGCAGGGGUGCUGAAGCUGAUGAGACAAAUGUUCGUAAUCUUUUUUCAAAUACCCUGAAGGGUUACUUCUUGCAGUAUAUGAAAGAUGUAACAUAUGAAGAGCUCAGGGGUUACUUGGAGUCCUUUAAGGACACCCUCUCAACGGGCGUCUACAAGAGCUUCAUCCUAAUUCUUGGAACACACGGUGAACCACAGAUGUCUGAACGCAACAAAUCCAUGAAGGAUGCUGUUCUUAUGGCUGAUAAUAAAUGGAUGAUGGUGGAGGACAUUGUUAACAGUUUCCAUGGCGACCAGAUACCUGCAAUGAAGGAUAAGCCAAAGGUUUUCAUCAUCCAGUCUUGUCGUGGAAAGACGAUUCAGAGAUCCGUGUCUUUGUCUGACAGUCCUGCCAUUGUGUCGGAUACUUAUCCUCGGCAACAACCAGAAUACAUGACCCGGCCCGUCAACUCAGACAUUCUAAUUGCAUAUGCGACCUCAGAAGGAACCAAGGCAUGGCGGAACGAGGACGAAGGGUCUUGGUUUGUGAAAGACCUAUGCGACGUCAUCACCGAGUACUGCGAGAAAGAACACAUGCUAGACAUCCUUGUACGUGUCAACAGCAGAAUGGUAUGGCGAGAAGCAACCGAGAACCGCGGGAAACAGAUGCCGUGCUUUGUCUGCACAUUCACCAAGAAGUUCAUGCUUGCAUACCCUAAUAAGUAAAGAUGAUGAUGAUGUUUGGGAUAGACGACACGAGUCGGAUGAAUCUAGGGUAGGCGUUGAAUUUGUAUAUUUCUAGGGUACUUUUCCAGAAAGCACAUUCUCUAUGACAGCACAGAUGAAAAAAAAAAAAGGUUACGACCGAUAUCCAAUGCCAAUGAAAGGGGCACUUUUUAAAGGCCAGUCACUAGAGAAUGAAAAAGGUCAUGGCCUUGGUGGCCUUGGAUGGAAGGAAGCCCCAUUGUAGCCCUAUUCACCUUCAUGGUGCCAAUGCAAGAUUAAAACCAUCUGAAAAAAAAGAAAUAAAAUGAAACUUGAUUUCUUAGAUUUGGAAACUUAGCUUCAUAUCGAGCGUGUAUGCCUCUCUGCAAUGAGCUUCAUGAAAUAAGUGUCAACUGAGAUUAAUCCCACUGGACCAAGCGCACUAUCUGUACCGUCUCCCUCAGGGUCUAUUGUACACUGAAUCCAUUUCACAUCGGUCAGUCAGUCAACUAAUACCUCAUAUCAUUGGACCCAGGUCCAUAGGUACCACAUCCCAUCCUGUGAUAUUAUUUCCCAUUGAUGCCAGUGUCCUUGGGUAACAUAUAGAGUUGGUUAGACAAUUCGUUAGUAACCCGUCACAUAAAAAUUCAGUCUACCAGUAGCACCUGCCAUUAUUUAGAUGGUGCAAUGGUUUCAUCUACAAUUAGUUUGAUGUUCCAUAACUCUUACCUCCCACUGGUCCGAGAGUUUGCUGGUUCCAUUUCUAAUUGAUCAUAUGGUACAGUGAUACCAUAUUCCGUAAGUCUGAAAUUUAUUAAGUACUACAUGUAUAUCACAUUCGUCCGAGAGAAGUUUGCUGGUAUCAUCUUCCUUUUAUCAUAUGGGAAAUGAUACCAUAUUUCGUAAGUCUAGCAUUCUGUAAGUAUAUCCCAAUAGUCCAAGAGAGUUUGAUGGUGCAAUGGUAUCAUCUUCUAGUAGUUUGAUAUCUCCCAAGGAUUACCUCCCAUUUUGUCCAAAAGAGUUUGCUGGUAUCAUUUUCUAUUGAUCAUAUGGUGCAAAUGGUAUCAUAUUCUGAAAUUCUGACAUUUAAUAAGUACUUCCUUCCACUUGUCCAAUAAUUUCAAGGUACAAUCUCCCAUCGAGCAGACGUUCCACAAUUACUACCAUUAUAUUAACCUUCAAUCUGUCAUUCCAUUGUUAUGAUGUACUUUUUCCACAUUAGUCGAGCAGUCAAAUCCUUCCAGCAUCCACUACUCAAACAGUUCAUCUCAAGUUUCACUGUAUUUUACAGCAUAUUUGUAUAAUAGUGAUCUUUGAUUAUGGUCUUUGAUCAGUUUAUAAUGAAAUUACAAAUAUAUUUUUUUCAUAAAAACAAUGAUAGAUGCAACUUAUAGUGUACCAAAUCCACUCUGCAAAGUGGAAUAGCCACACCUUGCCUGGCUGCAUUAAUCAUUGGAUGUUUACGAGUGAUGAUAAAUUCUUUGAAAAAAAAGGGGGCAGCCACAACAAAUUCUCCAAAAGUCGGCAGCGAAGGUUCUUCAUAAUAGCCAAAAUAGUAAAUUUGUCUUCAAAAAGCCAAAAUUUUAAAAUAUGCUUUAUCUAAAGGAGUAUUUCUUCUUUUAACUGUAAAAUAUUCAAGUUGUAAAAGAUACGACUUUUGCAAGAGUUUCUUUAAAUUAAAAAACACAUGCCUUUUCAGACAGCUUGGAAGUUUCAUACAGAUUGCCCGUGUGUCCAUCGCAUGCUUGAAUGAACUCUGAACUUCAAACCUUGUUUCACCCAGAUGAUGAGUUGGUUUUUAUAAAAGCAGAAAUAUAAGAGAAAAGGAUUGAAGAAAAACCAACUUACCAUCAAGGUGAACUUCUCCUUUAAGGCUCUUGGGUCAUGAUUGAACAAUUGUCUAAGAUUUUUUUAAGUACUAGUAAUAACAGUACUUGAUAUAUGGGUAGGGUAUAAUACUCUAUUAUAUUUUUUAUUGACAAACUUUGUAAAUUAGUACAACAGUGUUCUGUAGAAUAGUCAAGCACUGUAGAAUAGAAUGUUGUGAUACCCAGCAUCAUAACAUAGCAUUUAAUUCUAGCUCUGAUUGAGUUAUGUAGGCCUACUGAUUUUAUAUUAUGUAAUCAUAAUCAAUUAUAUGAUUUUCGUAUUAAUAGUGUACAAUGUAUAUAUAAUCUACUACAUUCCUGUAGUGUCUAUGUGUUCACAUGAGUGUUCUUUGUAUCGUCAUUCUAACGCUUCAGUACUACACAAUUUGCUUCGUAGAGCACAAUCUGCAUAACAGUGAUAUAUCCAUUUCAUAUGGUGUAGAGCGCAUAAUCCUAAUGUUUCCAAAUGCUGCUGAUUAUAAUGUACAAGAAAUUGUUUGACUUUUUAUCUAUUCAGAUCAAUUGUGUGUUAUUCUGAUUAGUACUAGUAUUUAUUGCUUGUCCUUUGAUUCUUAAAUCAGAUUUUACAGCUCCUCCCUCCCACCAAACUUCGUUUCGUUUGGUGGAAUACUGUUUAGGUUUCGGGGGGGGGGGGGGUGUUUCACAAAGACUGCAUGUAAGUGUACCUUAGAGUAAUGCUUGCAUUAUGCUAACGUGCUCAUGUUAUUUCUUAUCGAUGGAUAUGGGGUAGUGCACAUCCCGAGCACAUGAUCUGACCAAUGCGGUGAUGUGAUGAUACUGUAUGUAACUGAAAUCAAGUGUGUCUUCACAUCACACCUAGAUCUUUGUGAAACAUCCCUUGGUCAUUUGUCUGAUUAGCCAGAAACCUGCCCCUGUUCAGGGGUGUGAGAGUUCAGAUAUUUAGCUGAUUUCAGAUUUUUAUUCAGCUUAGUUUCAGCUUAUUUUUGGCUUUCCUCUGUACAAAAAGUAUGGGAGCUCUUUCUAUUUAAGAUUUUUUCAACACUCUUCAGUUUUUUCAGAUCUUUUUAUUUGUGACCACUCACACCCCUGUCCUCUAUAAUGUAAUUAAUCGUCAGCAUACGAUGGACUGUCCGGAAACAUGGCUCAUGUAUACAGAAGACUACAUGACGUUGGAUUGUUUGAUAAAUUAUAGGCAUACUGAGUGAUUCAAGUGUAUGCUUGUUUCUUUAUUGGAAACCCAAUAACAGAGCCCCCUAACAAGCCUUUAACAUGUUAGUAGUACGGCAAUAAAGAAAUUACAGUACUUAAUUGAAUCUGGUUUAGCAUGCAACUUGUUGCUAUUAAAGUCUGUCAAUUUACCUCUGGCAAUGUUUCAGGUUGUCCAGAACAACCUUCAUUCGAAAAGUAUGCAUAGAAUUUGAAUAUGUUAGUAAACGUGUCUGUUAUGAACCAUUUUACAAUCACAACUCUAUGCAUGCUUGUAUGGACAUAAUGACCUGAUUUGACUAUUAAUGUUUUGGACAAUUGAAAAAUUGGUUUAUUUUAAUUGGAUCUAUCCAUUAUAAGUACAUGUAGUUAUAACAACUAAUGUAGUCUUUAUUAGUAUUUUUAGUAUUAGGCAAGUAUUCUGUAUUAACAUCUCAUAAAUUUGCUUAUAUUUAUAUUCUUGCUAUAAAUUUAAUUAUUUUUUAGAUAAAAAUUAUUACAAUUUUUCCCUGCUGAAUUUCUUGUAUUCAACUCCAGAUUGUGCAAUCUGAAAUCAGAUAAAUAAUGUAUGCCUUGACAACUUGUCACUAAAUCAUUUUGUUUUGUUUGUUUUUUCUUCUUGUGUGUUCAAAAUUCAAGCUAAUUGUUUAUAACAUUUUCAUGUGUUCUUUGGUUGUCAUGUGUCUCUAUACAUUUUGCAUAUAUAUUGUAAAAUAAAGAAGUUUUUGCAUCAUUAUUUUUAUACCUAGAUUGCAAAAUAUAGACAUUUUUACGGAGUACUUCAUAUAUCUGGAUUAUUCCUUAUACCUUUUUACCUGUAGACAAAUUGCAGUUUAGUAGUAGAAGUAUAGUUUAAUAGUGCAGUUGUGUAACACAUAUCAGUUCGCUUGUUUUUAACAAAAAUGCAAAUU